This is a messenger RNA of Bursaphelenchus okinawaensis, 1784 nucleotides long. The record is from the annotation of a GenBank genome assembly. Lineage: Eukaryota; Metazoa; Nematoda; Chromadorea; Rhabditida; Aphelenchoididae.
AUGUCGGGAAAAGAGAUUCCUCCACCUCAGACCUCAAGUAAUUCUGGGGCGAGGUCCAGGUCUGUCAGUGGAAGACAAACUCCAAUGUCCACGGCUGACUCGAACGACAACGAGGACGACAGAAUGUCUGUCAGCUCUUGUUCGAACACUAACACCAAACGGGUAAACAGAUUGUACGAUUUCGAGAAGGAAUGUUCGCUGGAACAGUCUCCAUGUUCAUUAUCUUCAGGUAAGGAGUUUUUGGGUAACAAUAUUGUGUUAUAACGAUAUUAUUGUUCUCAAGUUUGUAGUUUUGCUUACUUUCGAAAUUAAGACUCAAAGAUUGAUCUUUCCUUGAUUCCUGUAAUAUCCGAUCAACUUUUGCGGACUUGGUCUGAUGGAGAAAGUGGCGGAUUCGACAAGGCCGAUGUUGGUUUACUUGGAAAGAAAGCGCUGGAUCUUCUUCACAUUAAAAAUUCUGCCGAGGUAAGUAAAACAACUUAUAAGCUUGUUAAAAAUAACAUUGUAUUGCAGACACGUGCCGAGGAGCUCCAUAACAGAGUAUUGGCAUUAGAAGCAACGAAUCGUCGGAUGCGAGAAACAAACGUUAAAAUGCAAGCUCGAGUUGAACAAGAAGAGGAAUACAUAUCAAACAUGCUACUGAAGCGCAUCCAGAAGUUGAAGAGUGACAAAGAAUCUAUUGCGUUGAAGUAUGAAGAAGAGGAAGAGCAUCUAACUAAUGAUUUGACAAGGAAAUUGAGUCAGGUUGGUGGUCAAUAUUUGAAAAAAUUAACUAGUUAUUAUAACAUUCAUAGAACAUCUUAUUUUUUAAAAACUUUUAGCUUGAAAAACAACGUGAUGAGUUAGUGAACAGGUUGAGCCGAGAACAGAACUCUAUCAUGGACAACUUGGUGACAAAAGUAAGGAAAUUGGAGGCUGAAGUCAGAACAAAUCAGAAGACAUUGGAGCAGCUUCGUCGUGAGAAAGUCGACAUGGAAAACUCUUUGGAACACGAGCAAGAAGCUUUGUUCAACAGCUUGAGCAAGCGUGUAGAUCAACUUGAAGCCGAGAAGCGACAUCUUUACUCCAUGAUAAACCCAGCUUUGCAAGAAGUUAGCGGAACAGCUCCGCCGACUCCUAAUGAGUAAGUUCAGAUUAAUUUUUAUAUUUCCUCAAUUUAGUUCGACCAGAAACUCUGUCAGUGGAUUCGUGGUUCCGACUAACGCGGCCGAAGACAGCUCCGAGAUGUUAGCCAUCCGAAACCAACUUGCCAGAGCCAGGAAUACCGUGGUGACGUUAAGACAACGAGUCAGCGAUCUAGAGAAGGAGAAGAAAGGAAACCAGCACAAGUUGCAGAAGCUGGCAGCCUUUGAACGAGAUGUUCCGACAUACGAAGAGUUCUGUCAGUUCAUCACGGAGAUCAACAAGAACACCACCACUUCUCAGGAUUCAGAAUACAGUCGGCCGUCGCCUUCGCACAGCGAAUCCUCGAUUUCUGUUCCUGGAAGCAGUAAGUGCGAUUCAGAGCAAUUUUAAGUAUACUGUGUGCUGUGUGUGUCAAUAUAGAUAAUGGUUUAAGCCAUUCCAGUGUCGGACCUUGAGAAAGCUGGACGUUCUCCUGUCUCCUUCAGUUCUCGUGAUGUAUCCAUGGAUUGUAAGUUUUAUGUAAUUCAAACCUUAUUUACCACUUAUCAUGUUUCUAGAAAAUCAUGUAACUUUGAGCCGUAUUGUUUAUAUUACUGUACUUAUAUUUCAAAUGUGUCAGUAUUGUUGUUUCAGCGUUCGCGGACAAACUGGACGGAUGA